AUGUCUUUUGCUGGCGCAUUUCGGCCCAGUGGCGCUGCACUGAGCGGCCUGUUGUGGAAAAAUCCAUGGCGUCUUUCUUCCACACGCAAAACGCGUGUACGGCAACGUCUUCGUGAUGUCGACGGGGUGAUUGAAGCGGUGCGAGCAAGCGGUGUGGAAUGCAAAGCACUCGCGCGCGAUUUGCAGCUUCCCUCGGAAUCUGCCAUGGAGCCGCGCGACAAGUACACCGUAUUUAGCCCUCGCGGCGUCAACUUCCGCAAGAGUGUGCACAAAGUACCGAAAUGGACGCGCAAAACAUUGCGUGUGAAUCCGCGUGGAUUUUAA
Molecule: messenger RNA, 324 nt
Organism: Malassezia vespertilionis
Lineage: Eukaryota; Fungi; Basidiomycota; Malasseziomycetes; Malasseziales; Malasseziaceae
Exons: 2
Coding region: 1-324 (107 amino acids)
Cellular component (GO): mitochondrial large ribosomal subunit
Molecular function (GO): structural constituent of ribosome
Source: RefSeq, a predicted model, not a curated record